Molecule: messenger RNA, 3645 nt
Organism: Ichthyophthirius multifiliis
Lineage: Eukaryota; Ciliophora; Oligohymenophorea; Hymenostomatida
Exons: 3
Source: RefSeq, a predicted model, not a curated record
UUAUCCAGACGCUAAUGCUUAUAGUAUCAUUUAAGCACAUUGUAGAGGUGGAAUUUCUACUAAUAAUAUUAUUAUUGAAUUAAUAGAAUUUUAAAGAUAUUUAUUACUUAAAAAUGAAAAUUAUUUUAAUGAACAUAAAAAUUAAUUAAAAUUAUGUUUAGAAUGUUUAAAUAAAAACAAUAAUUGGGUAGAUGGAAUUUCCUAAACCGAUAAAAGUAAAAUUGCAGGAAUUCUUAAUAUUAUAGGCGAUUGGCCUAAAUCAGUAAGAUAAUCAACGAAUGCAAUUUUAAAUAAAAUAGAUUAUAAAUAAGAAGUAGAAUGUAUUUUAUCUGGAGGCAGUUAAAGUGGCCAAAAAAGAUGCAAUAUAUUAUCUACUGUUAGUUCGAAUUUAACAAUAUAAAAUGUUUAUUAAUAAAACUUACAACCGAUAUAUAUUUAAUAAUGGCCAAUAGAUAAAUUCGAAUAUUUUUCGGAAUUACUUUAAGCAAUAUAAAUAGGAAGUUCUCAACUUCUCGAAAAUUAAAAAGAAAAUAAUUAAAUUGAAAAGAAGAUAUAAAUAAGUCUUUUUAUGAGAUUUUUGUUACGUAUAGUAAAUAAACUAGAGUUAAAUAAAGCAAUAUAAAAAAAUAAAAUAUCAUAAUAAGAAGCUUUAAAUUUAUUAUAAAUAGCAUAAAAGUUCACCGCAGAUAUUCUUCCAGAUAAAAAUUCAUAUUCCUAUGAGAAAAAAUUCAUAAGUUAGUGGGAAUACUAUAUUGAUAAAUAUUAAUAUGAAUUAUAGAAAUUUUAAUUUCCGAAAAAGUUUUCAAAUAUUAAUGAUUUACAUUUGUUAAAAAAAACACUUAACCAUCUCCUUGUAUCAAAAAAUUAACUUCUUAACAAGUAAAUGAAAAAAAAGACUCGGUAUCAGAAUAUAUACUAAAUUAAAGCUCUUAUGUAUAAUCUCUUCCUAUGUAUUAACCUGAAAUUAGUGAAAAUAAACUUUUAAAGUAUUGGGAGAAAUUUGUUAUUCCAAAAAUAUACGAUUUUGUAAAAACAACUUUAAAAUAAUAUGAAUUAGAAGACUUUUUCGAAUAAAUAAGAUAACCGUUAAGGAAAGGGGACUAAACAAGAGCAGCUAGUGUCGCCUAUAUUAUUUGUGAGAAAAACCUUCCAUAAGGUGUUGUGCUUCCAGACGCUAACCAUGAUUGGGAUACAAUAUCUAUCGAAGAAGUAAAGGUAGGGUAAUGGCUUUUAGCGACUAUUUAUAAUACGAAAAAUAAUUAGGUGUUAUCUCCGUUUUUUAUUAGGGAACGAAAUGUGGAAAAUACAACUGUUUGUGUAGAAGCAAUAGGAAUCGAUGUCAGAAACUCGUCUGUUUUAUGUCUUUAUCAUGACCAUGAUUAGGCUCAUUUAAUUACUUUGUGGCUUCCCGUUACUUCUUUAAGAUUGACAGAAGUUCCAGUAAGACCACCUUCUUCUAAUUAUCCGGAAAAGUACAUAGUGGAUUAAUUUUAGGAAACUACGGUUUAUAGUAUUGGGUUACUUUUUAAAUAAACACUAUUGUAGUUUUUCUCUUUGAAUUAUUAACAAGAAGAAGAAGAAUAGUAAUUUGAAAAAUAAAAUGAACUUUUGAAAUAAAUAAAACUGGAUUUUAUCGAAAUUAUAAAGGCUUGUGUAUCUGAAGAAUUAGCAGAUGACCCAGUUUAUGGAUGGUUUAAAAUGAAUGGAUCAAGUGCUUAUAUUGAUGGGGAUUUUGUGAAAAAUUUAUAGUUUUAAUAAUUACAGUUUAUGUAAAAAUAAGAUGAUGAUUAGUUAAAUUUAUUAAGAAGUAGAUUAAAAAAAUAAAACUUAAACUCAUAAUAAUCAUUAGGGGGAAUAGAAAUUAGUGAUGGUUCUUUAUUUUAAUAAUAAAAUCCUUUCAGAAAAUUAAGAUAAAUUUAAAAUUUUAUUAAUUGGAGUGCUGCGAAAAAAAAAUAAAAUACAAACUUAAUAUUUGAGUAUGUUUUGAAUGCUUUCCCUUCUUGUGUUUCCUUAAUUUCGAAGUUUGUUUAAGAAAUCGAUCUUGUUUAAAUGGCCUAAAAUUCUUGUCAUGAUGGGGAAAUUCAAAACUCUUCAAUUGCUAAACCUUUUAAUCUUUGUUAAUUUGAUGGUGCCGAUUCUUAUAAAAUAGGUUCAGUUAUUUUAAGUUUCCAUAAAGAUACUUAAUUAGGAAUUUAUUCAGGUUGUAAAUUCUUUACUGAUUCUUUAGGAAUCAAUUGCUUAUAUUAAAUAAAUGCAGGAAAAAAAUCAACUAAAAAUCUCGAACCAAUAAUAUUUAAAGGAAGUGAUAUAUAUUGUACUUAUUAUUUUAACAAACAUUAACUAUCGCCUUUCGAAAUUGAUUAAAAAACGAGCAGUUUACCUUGUUUACUACAUGGUGUACCCUCUGAUUGGAAUUUAAAUUGUUGGAUAAUAGAUAGUCUAUCUACGAGUUUAAUGAACGCAAAAAAAGAGAAAAGUUCAGUAGAAAUGCUUGGUAAAAUAGUAGGAAUGUUAUGCGAUAUGUUUAAUUAUUUAUACGGUCCGGCAAUUAUAAAGAACCUUUUGGCCAAAUUAAUAAUAAACACAGUUAGGAAGUUAAGAUUUUUAAUAAAAUAUUAAAUAAAUAGUAACAUAAUGGAAAUAAAUAAAUAAAACUUCAAGAAAAAACACUGGGAAAUAUAUAAUAUAAAGCAAGAUUUUGUAAUUUCCAAUAUAAUGAAAGUUUAAGAAUAUUUAAAAAAGAACAAAUUAGAUGAAAACUCUUUAUAUUGUUCAUACAUUUAAGAUUAAAUUGAAAUGCUUUCGACUAUUCUUACCCCUGUUUUAUUUAAUAAAGGGGAUUUUUAUUACCAAAGUAAUUAUAAGGAUCUUUUAGAGAAUUCUAACGCAUAGAAAAUACCUGUUUGGAUGGAACAUAUUAUCAAUUUAAAUGUAGUGUUUAAUUUUGUGGAUUGUUAGGGAAUUUUGACAUAGGAAAUUUACAAUAAUCUUGUCUUGAAGUAACUUUUGUUAAAAAAUAAUUACCAAUAAUAAGAGCCUUUUUAAAAUAUACUUGUGCUAAAAAAUUUACCUUAUUUUUGGAAUGAAGAUGAUAUCCGUAAAAAUAUUGCCUAGAGUGUACAAAAAGCUAAGUUGAGGAUCUUGAAUCCGGUUUUAGAUAUUUUUAUUGUCAAAAAAAAUAUUACUUCUAGUCAAUAAUGUUUCGUUUUGGUUGAUGGGUCCGCCUUUUUGGAUUUGGAAGAUGUAGCAGGGCUUUAGGAUGAUGUUUAGAAAUAGUAAUAGGAGGAAGAAUAGAAGGUUGCAGAAGAAUAAUAAGAAUAGAUAGUGGAAGCUAAGGAUCCGGAGUUUUGGAAUUGCCCUUCUUGUACUUUAGAAAAUCCUUGGGAGUCAACAAUUUGUGAGAUUUGUGAAACUCAUAAACCUUAAGUAAUUGAGGGAAAAGGGGAAGAGGAUGAAGAUAAUGAAGAAGAGGAAAAACAGAUAAAAAUUAAAAAGAAAAUAAGGAGAAACAACUUAGGAUUGAAGAAAUUUUAGAUGAGGAGAUUUAAUAGGAAAAGAAUAAAUAAACUAAAUUAAUUUAAAUAAUUUAAUAAUAAGUUGGUGAUUUUUAUUAAUUGAAAAAAGAAGAAAUCUAAUAAUAGAUUU